UUGCGAUUACAGAGCUAGGUAGUAGGUUUAGGAGUGGCAACAGGGCAGGACGACGACCAAGAGGUAGCGGUAUUCGAGGGCCGCAUUCUGCGUUGACAGAUUUCCUGGCUGUGAGUAUAACCUGGGCUGCUGUACACAUUAUGAAUUCGUACAGUAUCGAUUUUUAUUGCAAUCGAGGUCAUGAGCUGCGAUUCCCUCCUCGAAGCUUAGCCGCAUCAGCAUCCCAUAAGCUACAUGAACCAGUAAUUAAUUUGAUGAUUGCAGGCCAACAACAUCUCUGCCCAAGAAAUUCGUGACUCGUACCGCGACCGAGUACAACGAGCCGAGCAAGAUGCCGCAGCAGCAGCCGACAACGGCGAGGGACCUUCAAAUGCUGGCGAGGAUGUCGAAGAAGAUCUGCAAGCCGAGUCAUCUGCCAUGGCCGCCGAGCGAUCCCGCAAGCGCAAACGGAACCAAGACGAAGCCAUUGCGAAAAUAAAGAAGGGCAAGGAAGCCAAGAAGAAGACGUCAAAGAAGAAGAAGGGUCCAGACGACGAAUCAGACGAAGACUUCAUGGACAUGUACAAAAAGGCGAAGAAGCUGCCAGGACAGCUUGAGAACUGCGAGCUAUGCGAUAAGCGAUUUACGGUCACACCAUACAGCCAGGCUGGUCCCAACGGCGGCCUCCUUUGUACGCCUUGCGGCAAAGAGCUAAAGAAGGAAGUGAAGGCACAAGAGAAGGCAAAGAAGCCCGUCGUCCGCAAGGGCCGUAGAAAGAUCGAGAGCAAUCGCCUGGACGGACUGACUGUGAGAGGAACAAAGUCAUUGCAACAGCUGUGUAUCGAGAAGCUUGCGAAGCACUCCGAGGACAUCGAUGAGCUGGGCGAAAUGCCCGAGAACAUUAUGAACAAGAUUAGCGAGAUCUUUUCGAAGAAGCGCGCGAUGAACUCGACAACCAUGAAGCUGUUCCUUCAGCCGGACAUGGACACUGUGGCUGUCCACGAGGCAGCUCUACUGGAGACAGAGGACUACGAUCAGAUCUUCGCAGUCUGUCCCACCGUCAAGAAGGUGGCCCUUCGCAAUUGCUGUCAAUUCAAGGACAGCAAUGUCGAUUACAUGAUCGAGAAAGCAAAGUCGCUGGUUGACAUACAGCUGCUGGGCGCCAACCUCGUUGCAAACGACAAGUGGAUUGAGCUCUUCAUUGCACGCGGCCAAGAUCUCAGGUCUCUGAAGCUUGAGUGGCUGGAUGCCGCGUUCGACGACCAGGCUGUUGAAGCUCUCACCACAUUCUGUCCGAACAUUGAGCGUCUCAAGCUUGAGCGGUGUAAGAAGCUCGGCGUUGACAGCAUCGAUGCAAUUGCUCGACUGGAACAGCUCGAGCAUCUUACGCUACGGUUCUACGAACAGGUCCCACGCGAAAAGCUCAUCCACCUGAUCACAUCUGUCGGGGCUCACCUGCGCACGCUCUGUUUGGAGCACUUCCUCGACAACAACAGCGACCCUACAGACGACGUUCUCGACGCCAUCCACAAGACCUGUCGACACCUCAGCAAGUUCCGGUUCAGCGAGAACCACGAAUGCACCGACGACGGCUACGUCAACCUCUUCACCAACUGGUCAAACCCUCCCCUCCGCUACAUCGACGUGAACAGCCUGCGCGACCUCGACAACAGCAACCCCGAGGGCCCCGAAGAUUAUCCCAUCGGUCUCGCAUCCGGCGGCUUCCAGGCACUCAUGGCACACUCGGGCUCCCGUCUCGAGUACAUGGACAUCUCGUCCUGCCGGCACAUCUCCCACGCGACCUUUACCGACAUCUUCGACGGCACAAAGCAGUACCCGUACCUCCGCGAGAUCAACCUGUCCUUCUGUCCUGUCGUCGACACACAGAUCAUCGCCGGCAUCUUCCGCUGCUGCCCACAGCUCCAGAAGGUGGUGACGUUUGGUUGCUUCCAGGUCGCGGAUGUGGUUGUGCCGAGGGGUAUAGUGCUGAUUGGGGCGCCGAAGGCGCAGGACCAGAUCGAGCAGUUUGGUGACACGGUUAUGGAGUUCCAGGAGGAGAUGCAGAGGGAGAUGGAUCAGAUGCGGGCGGCGGGACGGCUGGUGCCGAUGGCGGCUUAGGUGGAUGAGGAGAAGUGAUGAGGAGAAGUGAUGAGGAGAAGUGAUGAGGAGAAGUGAUGAGGAGAAGUGAUGAGGAGUUCAUGGGAUGGGUGCGGCGUUUGGUACAGAUAUCGUGGGGUUACAGAUUUAUAGAUUGGCGCUUA
Messenger RNA from Macroventuria anomochaeta, 2240 nucleotides. RefSeq names its product RNI-like protein. Gene Ontology annotation, biological process: SCF-dependent proteasomal ubiquitin-dependent protein catabolic process. The record is from RefSeq and is a predicted model, not a curated record. NCBI's taxonomy places the organism in Eukaryota, Fungi, Ascomycota, Dothideomycetes, Pleosporales, Didymellaceae. Bases 418 to 2097 code for a protein of 559 amino acids. Gene Ontology annotation, cellular component: SCF ubiquitin ligase complex. The transcript has 2 exons.